GCCUGUCGGUGGGGGGCGGGCCAAGAUGGCGGCGGCCAGCUGGUAGCUCGCGUGUUCCGGGCAGGGGAGGCGGCGGUUUGCGGGGCCGGGGGACCGGGACUGGCUUGGUGCUGCCAUGUCGGGCCGUCAGGGAAACAAGCUGCCCAGCAACCUGCCCCAGCUGCAAAACCUCAUCAAGAGAGACCCAACCUCCUACACCGAAGAGUUCCUCCAGCAGUACCACCACUACCAGUCCCAUGUGGAGAUCUUCACCUUCCAGCCGGACAAGCCCAGUAAGGAGCUGGCCGAGCUGGUGAUGUUCCUGGCACAGGUUGCCCACUGCUACCCGGAGCACGUGGCCAGCUUCCCUCAGCAGCUGAAGGAGCUGCUCUCCUACCACCACACCGUGCUGGACGCAGACCUGCGCAUGACCUUCUGUAAGGCUUUGAUCUUGUUAAGAAACAAGAAUCUAAUAAGUCCAACCAGUUUGCUGGAGCUCUUCUUUCAACUGCUGCGGUGUCACGAUAAGCUUCUGCGAAAAACUUUGUAUACUCACAUUGUGUCGGACAUCAAGAAUGUCAAUGCUAAACACAAAAACAAUAAAGUAAACACAACACUGCAGAACUUCAUGUAUACUAUGUUGAGAGACAGCAAUCCCACUGCUGCCAAGAUAUCUCUAGACGUGAUGAUUGAACUUUACAGAAGGAAUAUUUGGAAUGAUGCCAAAACAGUAAACGUCAUCACAACUGCCUGCUUUUCAAAAGUGACAAAGGUACUGGUUGCUAGUUUGAAGUUCUUUCUUGGAAGAGAUGAAGAUGAGAAACAAGACAGUGACUCGGAAUCUGAGGACGAUGUUCCCACAGCCAGAGAUCUGAUGAUGCGGUAUGCAACUAACAAGAAAACCACCAAGCGCAAGAAGAAACUGGAAAAAGCAAUGAAGGUUCUCAAGAAACAGAAGAAGAAGAGCAAGCCAGAGGUGUUCAACUUCUCUGCUAUUCACUUGGUUCAUGAUCCCCAAGACUUUGCAGAGAAACUGCUGAAGCAGCUGGAAAACUGUAAGGAACGAUUUGAAGUGAAGAUGAUGCUCAUGGACCUAAUAUCUAGGCUAGUUGGAAUACAUGAGCUUUUUCUUUUUAAUUUCUACCCCUUUGUUCAGAGAUUCCUACAGCCCCAUCAGAGAGAAGUGACAAAGAUUCUUCUGUUUGCUGCACAGGCUUCGCAUCAGCUAGUACCACCCGAGAUUAUCCAGUCAGUGUUAAUGACGAUUGCCAACAACUUUGUCACUGACAAGAAUUCUGGGGAGGUCAUGACCGUGGGAAUCAAUGCAAUAAAAGAAAUCACUGCAAGAUGUCCAUUAGCCAUGACUGAAGAUCUGCUCCAAGACCUUGUUCAGUACAAGACUCAUAAAAACAAAAAUGUGAUGAUGUCUGCAAGGACUCUGAUACACCUUUUCCGUUCUCUGAAUCCAGAGAUGCUGCAGAAGAAAUUCAGGGGUAAGCCUACUGAAGCCUCGGUGGAAGCCAGGAUUCAUGAAUAUGGAGAACUGGAUGCCAAAGAUUAUAUUCCAGGAGCAGAAGUAUUGGAUGUUGAGAGUGAAAAAGGAAAGGGAGGAACCCAAGAGGAAGAUGGAUGGGAAAGUGCUAGUCUGAGUGAGGAAGAAGAUAAUGAAGAUGGAGAAUGGAUUGAUGUGCAUCACUCCUCCGAUGAGGAGCAGCAAGAAGUAGCAGAGAAGGUGAAAAACAUGCCCAUAGAGGAACGAAAAGCCAAAGCUGCAGCAGUCAGUACAAGCAGGCUGCUCACUCAAGAAGACUUCCAGAAAAUACGUCUUGCCCAGCUUUCCAAAGAACUUAAUUCUGCACCUGGCAAAGCUGCAAAGAGGAAAAAUAUUGAAAUAGAUGAUGAAGAGGAGUGCAGGGGAGAGUUGCUUUCACUCAGAGAUAUUGAACAUCUGCAUAAGAAGCCUAAAUCGGACAAGGAGACCAGACUGGCAACUGCAAUGGCUGGAAAAACAGACAGAAGAGAAUUUGUGAAAAAGAAAACAAGAAUUAACCCAUUUGCCAGCUCUUCCAACAAAGAAAAGAAAAAGCACAAGAACUUCAUGAUGAUGAGAUACAGCCAUAGUGUCCGGACGAAAAAUAAGCGUUCUUUCAGGGAAAAACAGCUGGCUCUUCGGGAUGCACUUCUGAAAAAGAGAAGACGGCUGUUGAAAUAACAGGAACAGAAAGGAGUACUUAAUCACCCUUGAAGAAGUAGCCUUAGAAAUGCGUAUUUCCACCCACCACCACCCCAAAAGAAAAAAGGGACUGAAAUGCCUUAUGGAUUUCUCGAUUCUUCAGAAUUAUAAACUGAACACUUUGAAGCUGUUGGAUAUUGUAUGUAUAGGACAAAUGGAAGAGGCCUUAGUCCUUGCAGGAUUAUUUUUUUUAAAGCAUUCUAGGGAAGAAGGCAAUUAUCUUUUAUUAAAUAUAAUUUACUUACACCUGA
This is a messenger RNA of Falco peregrinus (peregrine falcon), 2463 nucleotides long. It is a transcript of the gene SDAD1, whose product is annotated as SDA1 domain containing 1. Gene Ontology annotation, biological process: ribosomal large subunit export from nucleus; ribosomal large subunit biogenesis. The record is from RefSeq and is a predicted model, not a curated record. Lineage: Eukaryota; Metazoa; Chordata; Aves; Falconiformes; Falconidae. The coding region runs from base 116 to 2191 and encodes 691 amino acids. Gene Ontology annotation, cellular component: nucleolus. The transcript is spliced from 22 exons.